UGCCUUUUCUGUCUCUUCCUUGUAACGAACUGCAUCAUCACCUCCACGACCAUCUUUGUCAAGACCCUGUUCUCAACAACUAUUUUAUUUCCUUAACGUCGUUCGCCAGACCACUAUAACUAGAUUCAGGAUCGCCCUUCACCCGAUUAACAAUCGCUCAUUCAACACUGUUCACCACCCUCAACCUAAAGGGACGUCAUUAGGACAGCAACGCCACCAAUUUCUGCAACUCCACUUCAGUACAACAUGACUGAUCAGGCAGUAACCGCUUCCAACAAGGCGACAGGGCCCACUUCCUUCAGUCCAAUCGAUACUGCGCAAACCCUUUCAUCUUCAAGCGCAGCAACUGAGGGGAUCAAUGCUACUUCACAUACAGCUUCUGCUCCAUCGGUUGCUCAUGAGGAAACCGUCGGACGGCCCGUUACCAGGGCUGAGCUGCCACCGGAGGUUCAAGCUAAGAUCGAAAGGAACCGACAAGCAGCGCUGGAGAGAAGGGCAAAAUAUCAAAGGAGACUGGAGUCUGAACAGGCGAUUGCUCGAGAGUUUGGAGAAAGCAGUGAUGCUGGGUUCGUUAGCACGGGGAAUAGGGCCGAAGGCAACCAACAAUUAUCCAUCUCAGCAAUCAUUGAGCAGAACGCCCACUUGAUCCACAAAGCCAUGGAGGAGAUUGAACCACUACCAAAGAACCAAUGGACAAAAUUUUACGACUAUGAUCUGUCGAAAAUGAAGGAUACAAGAGCCGGUUUUAUUCAGGAGCUGGACGAGAGGGAUGCGGUCGGUUCAAGUGCAUCGGCGGAGGCAGAGAACUUGAGGAAGCGGAAAUGGCAGCCAACUGUCGCAGAAUCUGAUCCAUCUAUCUUUCUCGGCGCUGAGGACAACUACGAAUGUCAGGAUUGCACUUCUGUCGAUAUUGAUUUCCAGCUCCUGCGCCAUUUUCAUGUCCCUGUCUGCAUCGGUUGUCGAGACACGCAGCCAGAAAAGUAUUCGCUCUUGACAAAGACAGAAUGCCGCAUGGACUACUUGCUCACGGAUCCUGAGUUGCGCGAUACCGAACUGUUCCCACAUUGGGAGAGACCUAACCCGAAGAAGGCGACCUGGAACAACAUGAUGCUGUAUCUGCGCUGUCAGGUAGAGGAGUUUGCAUUCAAGAAGUGGGGCGGUCCCGAGGGUUUGGAUCGAGAAUUUGAGAGGCGUGAGCGAGACAAAGAGUCCAGAAAGGAGAUUAAGUUUAAAAAGGAGCUCCGGAACCUUAGAAACAAGACAAGGACGUCUAUUUGGCAGGACAAGAAGAUGCAACAGCGAUCCAAGGUCCACAAGCAUAAUUUUGGAACGGCACUGGUUGAUCCAGAGUCGGGGGCUUCUGUGCAGACGUGCAUUGAGUGUGGGAUCCAAGUUGAAUGUGAGGAAUUUUGAGCCUGCUCUAGUCCUUCGUGCAUGUACAUACAAUCGUGCGACUGGCGCAAUAAAACAGUCGAUUUUCAUGA
This is a messenger RNA of Gamsiella multidivaricata, 1484 nucleotides long. Its product is annotated as XPA protein C-terminus-domain-containing protein. The transcript has 2 exons. Gene Ontology annotation, biological process: nucleotide-excision repair involved in interstrand cross-link repair; nucleotide-excision repair, DNA damage recognition; base-excision repair. The coding region runs from base 247 to 1413 and encodes 388 amino acids. Gene Ontology annotation, molecular function: damaged DNA binding. The record is from RefSeq and is a predicted model, not a curated record. Lineage: Eukaryota; Fungi; Mortierellomycota; Mortierellomycetes; Mortierellales; Mortierellaceae. Gene Ontology annotation, cellular component: nucleotide-excision repair factor 1 complex.